This is a messenger RNA of Anopheles coluzzii, 467 nucleotides long. It is a transcript of the gene Polr3K, whose product is annotated as DNA-directed RNA polymerase III subunit RPC10. Lineage: Eukaryota; Metazoa; Arthropoda; Insecta; Diptera; Culicidae. Bases 82 to 408 code for a protein of 108 amino acids. Gene Ontology annotation, cellular component: RNA polymerase III complex. Gene Ontology annotation, molecular function: nucleic acid binding; DNA-directed RNA polymerase activity; zinc ion binding. The record is from RefSeq and is a predicted model, not a curated record. The transcript is spliced from 2 exons. Gene Ontology annotation, biological process: termination of RNA polymerase III transcription; DNA-templated transcription.
UCAAAUGAGAGUUGUGAAACGAUUAGAAAAAACCACGUUGCUGAAUGCUGGCGCUAGUUUAGUUAAUAAUAAUCGUUAGUAAUGUUGAUGUUCUGUCCCACAUGCGGUAAUCUACUGCUGGUGGAAGAGAGCACCGACUCGCUCAGGUUUUCCUGCAACACGUGUCCUUACAUCUGCAAGAUCCGGAGAACUAUUUCCAGCCGCAUCUACCCCACGCUGAAGGAGGUAGACCAUGUGAUGGGCGGUUCCGCAGCAUGGGAGAACGUUGACUCAACCGAUGCCGUAUGCCCUUCCUGCUCACAUAAUCGAGCUUACUUUAUGCAAAUGCAGACCCGUUCGGCGGACGAACCGAUGACCACGUUUUACAAGUGCUGCAACCAAACGUGUGGUCAUAAUUGGCGCGAUUAAGUAAAAGCUGAAGCUCGUUUAUACAAGCAACAUUAAAUCGAUGUUUUCCAGCAACAUUA